GCGCCGCUGAUUGGCGCGCUGUCGCAACACACCCCCCUCCAUUGGCCGAACCCCGCGUAAUGAUUGCGCGGUGAGACCCGCGAGCGCAGCGCGAUUGGCCGCGGCGCUGACGGGCCGCCCUAUAUAAGGGCCGCAGGAGGGGCGGGCCCCUAGUCCCUCAGGCGCUGGGUGCUGUGGCGUGGUUUCUGUGCCGCUUUCCGGCCGCUGCGGGAACAUGGCGACGCUGAAGGCUGUGUGCGUGAUGAAGGGGGACGGCCCGGUGCAGGGCGUCAUCCACUUCCAGCAGCAGGGCAAUGGACCAGUAAAAGUUACUGGAAAAAUCAAUGGCUUGGCUGACGGAGAUCAUGGCUUCCAUGUCCAUGAAUUUGGUGACAAUACAAAUGGGUGUACCAGUGCAGGUGCUCACUUCAACCCUGAGGGCAAGCAGCAUGGUGGACCAAGUGAUGCAGAAAGGCAUGUGGGAGACCUUGGCAAUGUAACUGCUAAAGGAGGUGUGGCGGAAGUGGACAUAGAAGACUGCAUCAUUUCUCUUAGUGGACCACAUUGCAUCAUUGGGCGUACCAUGGUGGUCCAUGAAAGACGCGAUGACCUGGGUAGAGGGGGAGAUAAUGAGAGCAAAUUAACUGGAAAUGCGGGACCUCGUUUAGCUUGUGGUGUAAUUGGAAUAGCGAAGAGCUAAGUGUUGUACCUAUAAUGCUUAAGAUGACAGUGGUAAAUGGGCUGUGUUUCAUUGCAAGUGCUGUACUUGCCCUUCCUUGUGUAAGCAAAAGAUUUAUCACUUAAUCUCAUUACUAUUCUGCAUUCUGACUAUCAUUUAAACUGGUGAAGACUGACUUAAUUUUGUAUGAUGUAUAUUGGAAUUAAAAGCGACCCUGAUGGAAUGUCUCUGUAGUCUUCUGCUAAAGCAUCUGCUGUAACCAUUAAGUAUAACUUCACUAACUGGAACUCCUGUGUAAUGAGAAGAUGUAUAACAAUGAGCUCUAGCAAGACUACUCAAAGAGCAGUAGGCACUCUAUGUAUCAGGGCUUCCUCCUGGCAAAGUUGCAGCAUUUGUAGGUUUCACGUUUGUGUAAUAAACUUGCUGGGCAAAUACA
This is a messenger RNA of Columba livia (rock pigeon), 1094 nucleotides long. It is a transcript of the gene SOD1, whose product is annotated as superoxide dismutase 1. The record is from RefSeq and is a predicted model, not a curated record. Gene Ontology annotation, biological process: superoxide metabolic process. The transcript has 5 exons. Bases 215 to 679 code for a protein of 154 amino acids. Gene Ontology annotation, molecular function: copper ion binding. NCBI's taxonomy places the organism in Eukaryota, Metazoa, Chordata, Aves, Columbiformes, Columbidae. Gene Ontology annotation, cellular component: nucleus; mitochondrion; cytosol.